AUGAAUCGGCCACUCCCAACACGAGCAAGGACUCUCGCCUCCGAGGUCAACGCUGCCAUGGAGAGCGAGCCGUCUGCCGCGGGCCCCGCAGAGCCGCAACGGAGCCAGCGGAGGGCCAGCGAUCGUCCGCAACGGCCGAGGACCAUGACGUCGACCGAGGAGAUUGACAACACCAUCACGAGACCGGGAAGCGUCCGCAUCAAUGUCAAGGGCGCCUUCAUCGUCGAUCCGGACACGAGCACCCCGGCGCCCGGCCUCGCCCAGGGGACCGGCAAUGAUAGAGGCAGUCCGACACAUCGUGAGACGAGCGACAUUAGGCUGCCGAACCACACGGCCGUGGUCAGCCACAUUGCCGUUGAUAUUGGCGGUUCGCUCAUCAAGCUCGUCUACUACUCGAGGGAGGUGGACUCGACUGACCCUGGUGGCCGGCUCAAUUUCCAAAUAUUCGAAACAGAUCGUGUCGAUGACUGCGUCGAAUACAUGAAGCAUCUUCGCGACAAGCAAUUGGAGCUCAACGGGUCGCAGCACGGUGCCCUCUGCGUCAUGGCCACGGGGGGCGGCGCGUACAAAUUCUACGACAAGAUCCGCGAUGCCCUGGGAGUCGACGUGCUGCGGGAGGACGAGAUGGAAUGCCUCAUUAUAGGCCUCGACUUCUUCAUCACCGAGAUCCCUCGCGAAGUUUUCACCUACUCAGAAACCGACCCGAUGCAUUUUGUCAGCCCUCGCGAGAACAUAUACCCCUACAUGCUCGUCAAUAUUGGAUCUGGUGUAUCGAUUCUGAAGGUGACGGGUCCGAGGUCGUACCAGCGAGUGGGUGGCACCUCAUUGGGUGGCGGCACGCUCUGGGGGCUGUUGUCGCUGCUGACCGGAGCGAAUACCUUUGACGACAUGCUGGAGCAGGCAGCAACGGGCGACAAUGCCAAGGUCGACAUGCUGGUCGGAGACAUCUACGGAACGGACUAUGGCAAAAUCGGCCUGAAAAGCACCGCGAUUGCAUCGUCUUUUGGGAAAGUCUUUCGGAUUAAAAAGGCGGCUGAAGCGGGAGCGGCGAAUGGCAUCCAGGAGGACACGUCCACUACCGACGUGGGCUUUACCGACGGGGACAUUUCGCGCUCCCUGCUGUACGCGGUUUCCAACAACAUUGGGCAGAUUGCCUAUCUGCAAUCGCAAAUCCACAAUCUCUCGGACAUCUACUUUGGCGGCACCUUUAUUCGGGGCCAUCGGCAAACCAUGAACACGCUGAGCUACGCCAUCAAGUUCUGGAGUAAGGGCGAGAAGCAAGCCUAUUUCCUGCGGCACGAGGGCUACCUCGGUGCCGUAGGUGCCUUCCUGAAGCGACAGCCUAUCAACUGGGGCAGGAGAGGCAGUUUUGAGGCCAACGACGAUCUCGCGAAUUGGAGGAAGAGCCAUAAAGGGGGCGUGGCGGCAUGA
Messenger RNA from Drechmeria coniospora, 1431 nucleotides. Its product is annotated as putative pantothenate kinase. Lineage: Eukaryota; Fungi; Ascomycota; Sordariomycetes; Hypocreales; Ophiocordycipitaceae. The record is from RefSeq and is a predicted model, not a curated record. The coding region runs from base 1 to 1431 and encodes 476 amino acids. The transcript has 3 exons. Gene Ontology annotation, cellular component: nucleus; cytosol. Gene Ontology annotation, biological process: coenzyme A biosynthetic process. Gene Ontology annotation, molecular function: ATP binding; pantothenate kinase activity.